Molecule: messenger RNA, 838 nt
Organism: Planococcus citri (citrus mealybug)
Lineage: Eukaryota; Metazoa; Arthropoda; Insecta; Hemiptera; Pseudococcidae
Exons: 4
Coding region: 235-756 (173 amino acids)
Source: RefSeq, a predicted model, not a curated record
UGUGGUAUUGGGUUGGGGGUGUUGGGGAAAAGUUGGUAAAUGAGCAUGUGUAAUUGUGUACGAGCCACAUGUUUACUUCCAAGUUUUAUAUUUAUGUAGAAUCAAGAAAAAAAGUUCGAUACAAUUCUAUUUAUCUAAUUUUAUGUUGAACGAGAAAUAACGAGAAAGAAGAACAUUCAUCUGCAGGUUUUUGAAAGAUAAUUUUCCGAUAGGUAAUUCAGGUAUUUAGCUGCUAUGGCGUUUAUAUCCAGCAAAGUGAAAGCGUUUAAAGAUGACUUAUUUCCUGCAGAGGAUAAAAAAUUCAUCAAAGCGAAAUUAAUUAUGCACCACGUGUUGCUGGAUAAUUUCAUAGAACCGACAGAUACGAUAAGCAACAACGAUCGUACUCCGCUUAGUAUAUUGAGUAAUUCGAAGGAACCUGUUCGCUAUAAAUCUAAGGGGUUCAAUCAUUGCGUAGUACUGCAGAUCCUUCGUAUCGGCACCCCUGGAAAAAAAGAAGCAUUUAUCUUUACUUUAACCAAUCUGAAUACUAACAAAAACUCGGAUCCUAUUAGUAUAACCACUGGAGAUAUUGAUACAUUUCUAAGCACCCAGAACGAGUUUGCUAUUUUAUAUCUCGAUACGAUACACAGAAUUACAAACACCGUUCUUACUUUCCUUCGUGGAAAACCAUCUGCUUCCACCGGUUUAAACAUCAUGAAUAAUGUGAAAGAUCCAUGCUCGGAAGCUGAGAUUACGGAAUAUUUAUAUACUUAAUUAUUAAGGAAUACCUAGUUGAAAUUAUAAAGAUGUAUAAUCGUCAUUGUGAAGAAACAGAAUAAAAAAACACGAAGAAGUA